AUGAACUACGUAAAUUGCCUGCUAUACUUGCUGCUUGGUACUGGGGCCGGUGCUAUUAGCCCAGCCCAACGACGCGACAUCGUCAGGUCCUUCAAUCCGCACCGCAACGCCAGUUCGCCCACGACGCCUCUCCAGGUGGGAAAUGGCGAUUUUGCUUUCGGGGCCGACAUCACCGGCCUCCAGACCUUUUCUCCAUUUGCAAUACAGAGCACCUGGGCCUGGCAUAAUUUCAGCCUGCCGACCACGCCUGGGCAGACCUCAACUUCCGAUUUCACCGGCGUCGACUGGUGGUCCCACGGGCGACUUGUGAAUUAUGGCAUACCUAAUCCGGCGGAAGAAGACAUAUCAAACUGGCUAAUUCAGAAUCCCCAAAGGGCUAACAUGGCAAAUAUUGGCCUAUAUUUCGGCGGAGAAGUCGUUACUGAAGAGCAACUCGUUGACAAGUCCCAGGACCUGGACCUUUGGAGUGCCCUCAUUGCGUCAACAUUCCAGUAUAAUGGAUCCAGCGUAUCAGUUCAAGUAACAAGCCAUCCGGCGGACCCUGUUCUUGGGAUCGAGAUCAAGUCUGACCUUUUGGUAUCUGGAGAUCUGGGUCUCUUCUUCGACUUUCCGUACUCUGAUACCAACAAGUUCGACGCCCCAUACGUUGGGGUGUGGAAUGAGACUGCAAAUAACACAGUCAACGUCCAUUCAACUGCCCAUACGGCGGCUUUCAGACAUACGGCUGAUAGCAACGUGCAAUAUACCUUUGCAAAAUGGAGCACAAAUGGGUCUAUUUCCGGCCCUCUGCCCAGUACGAACAGGUUUGUGUUCACACCAUCCGCCUCUGAUACUCUGCAUCUAGUGGUUGCCUUCUCCCCGACAGAUAGGGUCGGCAGCUUGCCCAGUUACAACGAGAUUUGUUCAGAGUCUCGAGAAUGGUGGGCCAAUUACUGGACCUCAGGUGCAUUCAUAGACCUCUCCGCCACCAAGAAUGACAACGCAACUGAACUGCAACGACGCAUAAUCCUGUCGCAGUAUCUUGUUGCUGUAAAUUCAGCGUCCCACAAUCCCCCUCAAGAGUCCGGCCUUGUGAAUAACGGUUGGUAUGGUAAAUUUCAUCUGGAAAUGGUAUUGUGGCACUGCCUGCAGUUCGCCCGCUGGGGACACCAUGAUCUUCUUUCGCGGACAGUCCCCAGCACGUACCAACGCUUCCUCCAAUCCAGUAUCGACAGAGCUGCAGCACAGGGAUACGCAGGCGCACGCUGGGGCAAGAUGACAGACCCCACCGGCAGGAGCGCACCUGGGGAGAUCAACGUCCUGCUCAUCUGGCAGCAACCGCAUGUGAUGCAUUUUGCUGAAUAUGUUUACCGAGCUGCCCCAAACAGUAAGACCUUGCGAGAAUGGGAUGAGGUCGUCACCGCUACGGCCGAUUUUAUGGCAUCAUAUGCUUGGUGGAAUGCAACCAGCCAGGUUUACGAUCUUGGCCCGCCGAUGUACCCCGUCAGCGAGAAUACCAAUCCUAAUGCAACAGUUAAUCCCACAUUCGAGCUGGCAUAUUGGCGAUUCGGGCUGGAUAUCGCGAUCAAAUGGAAGCAGCGCCAGGGAGUGUCAGUGCCCAAAGGCUGGGUUGAGGUGCGGGAUAACCUCGCGCCACUCCCAGUUAUUAACAACUCUUAUGCCGUAUAUGAGGGUAUCCCAGACAUGUGGAAAGAAGGGACAACAACAGUGCAGGACCACCCCGCGAUGGCUGGUAUAUACGGCCUGCUUCCACCUCCAUCAACGGGGCCUCCUGUCAACUUGACCGUCAUGCGCAAUACCGCCGAACUAAUCUGGAACCUGUGGGAACUUGAAGACGUGUUUGGCUGGGACUUUAGCAUGCUUUCCAUGAAUAGCCUUCGACUAGGCGAUGUAGACCAAGCCGUUGCCUAUCUCCUGCAUCCAUACUAUGACUAUGACGACGCCGGGUACCCCGAGGGAGGAGAGCGGGUGGCCACACCGUAUUUCCCAAAUGCCGGAGGUCUGUUACUUGCGACUGCUAUGAUGGCUGGAGGAUGGGAUGGGGAUGUGGGCCCGCAUUUCCCUGCUGGCUGGAAUGUAAAUGUUGAGGGAUUCACACCGAGCCUGUGA
Messenger RNA from Aspergillus puulaauensis, 2109 nucleotides. RefSeq lists its product as uncharacterized. The record is from RefSeq and is a predicted model, not a curated record. NCBI's taxonomy places the organism in Eukaryota, Fungi, Ascomycota, Eurotiomycetes, Eurotiales, Aspergillaceae. Gene Ontology annotation, biological process: carbohydrate metabolic process. The transcript has 5 exons. Bases 1 to 2109 code for a protein of 702 amino acids.